This is a messenger RNA of Grosmannia clavigera kw1407, 1401 nucleotides long. RefSeq names its product sun domain containing protein. The transcript has 2 exons. Gene Ontology annotation, biological process: fungal-type cell wall organization. NCBI's taxonomy places the organism in Eukaryota, Fungi, Ascomycota, Sordariomycetes, Ophiostomatales, Ophiostomataceae. The record is from RefSeq and is a predicted model, not a curated record. Gene Ontology annotation, cellular component: cell surface; fungal-type cell wall. Bases 1 to 1401 code for a protein of 466 amino acids.
AUGAAGGGACUCGCCAACAUCGCCGUCGCUGCGGCCUUCGUCGCCAGCGUCGCAGCCGACUCUCACGGUCACCACCACGCGCGCAGGCUGGCACAAGGCAGCCCUGUAGCCAAGCGUGCUGCUACUGUUGCGUACGAGACCGCCUACGUCUACGCGGACGGCUCGCCCGUGUCUACGGACGAGGCCCACGAGUGCAUUGACGACGGCAGCUGCAUUGUCCUCGGAACGGCCACGCCAGUCUACACGUCGCCUGCGCCAACAUCGACGUCGACCUCUUCCCUGAGCACCAAGGAGGCCCAGGAAUUCUUCGAGUCCAAGAUCACGAGCUCGUCCACGUCGAGCUGGUCGACCUCGACCGCCUGGACCUCGACGUCCACGAGCACCAGCACGAGUUCGUUCAGCACCAGCACCAGCACCAGCUGGAGCAGCACAAGCACGAGCUGGAGCAGCACGAGCACGAGCUCCUCAUCGACGUGGUCGACGUCUACUAUCAGCAGCACGUCCUCAUCAGCGUCUGCAGCGGCCAGCAGCAGCAGCAGCAGCACCACCACUGUCUCGGGCUCGGGCACGAAGUUCCCCAGCGGAACGGUCAAGUGCAGCGAGUUCCCGUCGGCGUACGGCGCGGUGGCCGUUGACUGGAUCGGGCUUGGCGGCUGGGCUAGCAUCCAGACCACGGGCAGCUGGACACCGGGCUCGCUCAUCAGCGACAUUGUCGAGGCGGUUAGCGGCGGCUGCACGGAGGGCUCGUUCUGCUCGUACGCCUGCCCGGCUGGCCAAACUAAGGCACAGUGGCCGACGACCUCGCAGGGCGCAACGGGCCAGUCGAUCGGCGGUCUGUGGUGCAACAGCGACGGCUACCUCGAGCUGACCAACGACAACUUUGACACGCUCUGCCAGGACGGCCUCGGCGGCAUCACGAUCAAGAACGAGCUGUCGGACGAGGUGGCCGUGUGCGGUACCAACUACCCCGGUAACGAGAUGAUGAACAUCCCGGUGCUGGCGGGCGCGGGCGAGACGGUCACGCUCACCAACAUGAACGCUAAGACGGGCUACGAGUGGGAGGGCAAGUACACCAGCGGCCAGUACUACGUCAACAACAAGGGCGUCACGCUGGAGCAGGGCUGCGUGUGGACCAGCGCCGACUACCCCGACUCUGCCGGCAACUGGGCGCCGGUCAACAUUGGUGCCGGUACCGACAUCUAUGGCGUGACGUACAUCUCCAUCUUCCCGAACACGCCGACGUCUUCGGCCGAGCUCGACUUUGACAUUGAGAUCACCGGUGACAUCAACGGCGAUUGCUACCUCAAGAGCGGCUCCUACUAUGGCGGCGGCAGUGGCUGCACGACGUCUCUCACCACCGGCGGCAGCGCUGUCAUCAAGUUCAAGAAGUACGGCAGCUAA